Paramisgurnus dabryanus is the source of this 1187-nucleotide messenger RNA. It is a transcript of the gene sdhdb, whose product is annotated as succinate dehydrogenase complex, subunit D, integral membrane protein b. Gene Ontology annotation, cellular component: membrane; mitochondrial envelope; respiratory chain complex II (succinate dehydrogenase). The record is from RefSeq and is a predicted model, not a curated record. Gene Ontology annotation, molecular function: heme binding; ubiquinone binding. NCBI's taxonomy places the organism in Eukaryota, Metazoa, Chordata, Actinopteri, Cypriniformes, Cobitidae. Gene Ontology annotation, biological process: mitochondrial electron transport, succinate to ubiquinone; tricarboxylic acid cycle.
CAGAAGUAGUACAUCCGGGUACUUUCACUGACCUUGGGUUGUUUGUGAGAAUCAUGGCGUCUCUUGUCAGGAUAACUUCUGUUUGUCACAGAGGUGUCAGCCCUCUGUUAUUUCGCUCUUCAUUGCUGAUCAGACCUUUGGCUGUACAGAAGAAGGAUCGUGACUGCCCAUACUUAAUAUCUGCAAAAAUACAUGCAUCUCCAUCUAAUUAUGCAGGUUCUGGGUCCAAAUCUGCUUCCCUGCACUGGACAGGUGAGCGUGUCUUGAGUGCAGCUCUUCUGGGGUUGAUUCCAGUUGCGUAUUGUUACCCAGGCCCGGCUGUUGACUACUCCUUAGCUGCCGCACUCACUCUGCAUGGGCACUGGGGUCUUGGUCAAGUUGCGACAGACUACGUUCAUGGAGACUUAAAAGAAAAGAUGGCUAAGGCCGGCAUCUUCGUUCUGUCGACCGUCACCUUCGCUGGCCUUUGCUACUUUAACUACCAUGACGUGGGGAUUUGUAAAGCUGUGGCCCUAUUGUGGAGUAAAUAACUGGACUAAAAUGGGCAGUGGGGUAUUUUGGGAUCUGCUUUCAUCAUCGGUUCUUUUCUGCUUUAUAAAUUUGUCACCUUAUAUGUAAAUUAUAUAAAUAUAUAAUUUUUUGACAACACACAAUGUUGAUUCACAAGCGUUUUUAAUUGUAAAUGCUGUGAGUUGUUCAGAACAUAAGUUGUGCUUUUGCUUAAUGUGGAAAUCUCUGCAUAUAAAAUCAGUGUUGCAAAUGCAUUUAACUGAGCAAAAUGUCGGGGUUAAAAGAGAUCUGCGGUUCAUAACCCUAAAUGGCACCUUCUGUAGUAGACAAUGAUUUGGACCAUGAGCAGAUUAUGUUGUACUGUGUUUCUCAGAUUUUGAUUGAUGUUAUUGCAAAUAUCACAGGUAUUCACUCUUAUGACUGCUCAUAACAUCUUGCGAAUUGUAACAUUGACAGUAUUUCAGCUUUGUGUCAUAAUAACUUUGCAUGGCUGUAUUUCUUUGAAAAUGCGAUACAUUAUUGGCCAUCUGUAAUGGGAGUGAUGUACAUUAACCACAGUUUAUGUAAAAUGCUCAAAAAACAGACUUGCGACACUCUGAUCAGUAUAACUGAUAACUCAUGUGGGUCAUAAAGUUAUUCUAAAAUUGAGUCUAUAAAUAAAAAAAUAGUUUUGAAUA